Molecule: messenger RNA, 1375 nt
Organism: Gossypium raimondii (Peruvian cotton)
Lineage: Eukaryota; Viridiplantae; Streptophyta; Magnoliopsida; Malvales; Malvaceae
Product: histone deacetylase 8
Exons: 3
Coding region: 48-971 (307 amino acids)
Source: RefSeq, a predicted model, not a curated record
AAACAAGUGAACUCAGCUACUCAUCGUGAGUUCCCCAAAUCAGAAAAAUGUCUGCUCCCUCAACAUCUUGUCGAAUCGACGUGUUUUGGCACGAUGGGAUGUUAAAUCACGACACAGGCAAAGGUGUGUUCGAUACAGGGAUGAACCCUGGUUUCUUGGAAGUGUUAGAAAAACACCCAGAAAAUUCAGACAGGAUUAGAAACAUAGUUUCAAUCCUCAGCAAAGGACCCAUCUCUUCUUACAUCUCUUGGCACUCUGGUUCACCUGCAACUAUACAUCAGCUUUUAUCUUUUCAUUCUCAAGAAUACGUUGAUAUGUUAAUUGAAGCUGAUAAAAAUGGUGGUAAGAAAGAAAUUUGUUGUGGAACCUUUUUAAACCCUGGUUCAUUUAAUGCUGCACUUUUAGCUGCUGGUACUACAUUAUCUGCUAUGAAAUAUAUACUUGAUGGCUAUGGUGAACUUGUUUAUGCAUUGGUUAGACCACCAGGUCACCAUGCUCAACCUACUCAAGCUGAUGGCUAUUGUUUUUUCAACAAUGCGGGGCUUGCUGUUCAAUUGGCUUUAGAUUCGGGUUGUAAAAAGGUUUUGGUUUUGGAUAUCGAUGUUCAUUACGGUAAUGGGACCGCCGAAGGGUUUUACCGGUCGGAUAAAGUCCUUACGGUUUCGCUUCAUAUGAAUCAUGGUUCAUGGGGUCCUUCUCAUCCCCAAAACGGAACAGUGGAUGAACUGGGUGAAGGUGAAGGGUUUGGGUAUAAUUUGAAUGUGCCUUUGCCGAAUGGGAGUGGUGACAAGGGAUAUGGAUAUGCGAUGAGGGAGGUGGUUAUCCCGGCUGUUGAGAAGUUCGAGCCGGAUAUGAUGGUCCUGGUUAUCGGUCAAGACUCGAGUGCUUUUUUGAAGCUCAAUGUUGUCUAUCCAGAGGUGGCAUGUUAUCCUCCUGCAAAUCGAAAUUGCCUUAAAAGAGUAAAUAUAUGAAAAAACCGAAACAUAUGAGGGGCUGUCUAAUGGGAUAAAACGGUUCGUGUUUAAAACUGCUCGUAUACACUGUUUCUGAGCCAGUUCAAAGCCGAAUGUUGUGAGUUUGAAUCCUAUCAAACUCUACCAAAUUGUUCUUACACAGUUCAAAGGCUCCAUGCGUAUUUGCAUAUUCUGAUUCGAUGUAUCGUGAUAUCCAUGCUUUUUAGCCGAUUGAGUUUUAGUUCAAUUGGCAUGACAUUGUUACCAAUGUAAUAGUACGUGUAUUCGAGUAUGUUGAAGUGCAUUAUUUUUCAAUUUAUGAGUUGGGAUGGACUAUGAGUGAUUUUAGACAUUUUGUCAGAAAGAACAAAUAUUAUCAGAAUUUAUAAUGUACAUAUUUGCGUAUUUUGGUGUUGGUCAUA